Messenger RNA from Pseudophryne corroboree (corroboree frog), 3822 nucleotides. RefSeq names its product zinc finger protein 260-like. Bases 119 to 1807 code for a protein of 562 amino acids. Gene Ontology annotation, molecular function: RNA polymerase II transcription regulatory region sequence-specific DNA binding; DNA-binding transcription factor activity, RNA polymerase II-specific. The record is from RefSeq and is a predicted model, not a curated record. Gene Ontology annotation, biological process: regulation of transcription by RNA polymerase II; embryo development; urogenital system development. The transcript has 3 exons. Lineage: Eukaryota; Metazoa; Chordata; Amphibia; Anura; Myobatrachidae. Gene Ontology annotation, cellular component: nucleus.
GAGGAGGAGGCCGGGCUCGGGAGCCUAUGGGUGUGAGUCUGCACGGGGAGAGGGUGAAGAUCUGACUAAUAUUAAAGUAGAACAUACAGAGGAAGAAGAAGAGACGUAUGUGACUGAUAUGAAGGCAGAAGACACAGAGAGAGAAGAAGAGAAGUAUGUGACUGAUAUGAAGGUAGAAGAUAUAGAGGGAGAAGAAGAGAAGUAUGUGACUGAUAUGAAGGUAGAAGGUACAGAGGGAGCAGAAGAGAAGUAUGUGACUGAUAUGAAGGCAGAAGAUAAAGAGGGAGAAGAAGAGACGUAUGUGACUGAUAUGAAGGCCGAAGAUACAGAGGGAGAAGAAGAGACGUAUGUGACUGAUAUGAAGGCAGAAGAUAUAGAGGGAGCAGAAGAGAAGUAUGUGACUAAUAUGAAAGUAGAAGGCACAGAGGGAGAAGAAGAGACGUAUGUGUCUAUUAUAAAGGCAGAAGAUACAGAGGGAGAAGAGACCUAUGUGACUGAUAUGAAGGUAGAAUAUGUAGAGGGAGAAGAAGAGACGUAUGUGACUAUUAUAAAGGUAGAAGAUACAGAGGGAGAAGAACAGACGUAUGUGACUAAUCUGAAGGUAGAAGAUAUAGAGGAAGAAGGAGAAGAGACGUAUGUGACUAUUAUAAAGGUAGAAGACACAGAGGGAGAAGAAGACACGUAUGGAACUGAUAUGAAUGAAGAUGAUAUAGACAAAGGAGAAGAGAUGCAUGUGAGUGGUGAUCAGCAGUGUAACAAGGAGGAAAUACCUACAGGUAUCAGCACAGCAGAUGGAUGUAACAGAAGAAGUAUAUGGCAGGAACUUCUCCUUUCAUCUCCAGACUGUGAAAUAGAAGAUAAAAUAACAACAAAUUCUCCAGUAGAAAUCCCUAUUACUACAAUUAUGCAUCAAUUUCUUCACAGUACAGAUUUGUCAUCUGAUCUCCCUUAUAGCCAGAAAUGUUCUAAAAGAGUAGAUAUCAAAUGUUUUACACAGGACACAACCCUUAUUACCCAUCAGCCAGCUAAGACAUUAUCAUGUUCUGAGUGUGGGAAAUGUUUUACAGAGAGAUCACAUCUUGAUAUUCAUGAGAGAUCUCAUAAAGGUCAGAAGCUAUAUUCAUGUUCUGAGUGUGGGAAAUGUUUUACACAGAAAUCACUACUCGUAAAACAUGAGAGAUGUCAUACAGGUGAAAGACCAUUUCCAUGCUCUGAGUGUGGGAAAUGUUUUGUACAGAAAUCACAUCUUGUUAGACAUGAGAGAAGUCACACGGAUGAGAAGCCAUUUUCAUGUUCUGAGUGUGGGAAAUGUUUUGCACAGAAAUCAUUUCUUGUUAUACAUGAGAGACAACACACAGGUGAGAAGCCAUUUGCAUGUUCUGAGUGUGGGAAAUGUUUUACACAGAAAUCAAAUCUCGUUAGACAUGAAAGAAGUCACACAGGUGAGAAGCCAUUUCCAUGUUCUGAGUGUGGGAAAUGUUUUACACAGAAAACAGGUCUUCUUAUGCAUGAGAGAAGUCACACAGAUGAAAAGCCAUUUCCAUGUUCUGUGUGUGGGAAAUGUUUUACCCAGAAAUCAAAUCUUGUUACACAUCAGAGAAGUCACACAGGUGAGAGGCCAUUUGCAUGUUCCGUGUGUGGGAAAUGUUUUAUAGGCAAAUCAGCUCUUAUUGAACACCAGAUGAGUCACACGGGUGAGAAACCAUUUCCGUGCUCUGAGUGUGGGAAAUUUUUUAGACGGAAAUCGAAUCUUGUUGUACAUAAGAGAAGUCACACCGGGGAGAAGCCAUUUCCAUGCUCUGAUUGAGGGUAGUGAUAUAAAUCACAUCUUGUAAAACAUUAAAUUAUUCACACACUUUUAAACAGGUGAAACUCUGCAUGUUUACAAUGGAAAAUUUAUUUUAUAUAAAGAAAUGUAAUAAGCGUAGUCUUUCGCCAGACAAAAGCUCUUCAUUGACGUCUCACAUUUUUUUCAUUAUAUAGAGUACAGCUGUCAGUGGUAUCCGGACUCCAGGUCGACAGCAAAAAGGUCGACGCCAAUUGGUCGACACACCUUUGGUCGACAUGGACAAAAGGUCGUCAGGAACAAGGUCAACAUGAGUUUUUCACGAUUUUUUUUCUUUUUUGGAACCUUUUCAUACUUAAGGAUCCACGUGGACUACGAUUGGAACGGUAAUCUGUGCCGAGCGAAGCGAAGGCACCAUGCCCAAAGCAUGGAGAGCGAAGCGAGCCAUGCGAGGGGACGCGGUGCACUAAUUGGGGUUCCUGGUCAUUCUACGAAGAAAACGACACCAAAAAAACAUAAAAAAACUCAUGUCGACCUUUUUCCAUGUCGACCUUGUUCCUGUCGACCUUUUGUCCAUGUCGACCGAAGGUGUGUCGACCAAUUGGCGUCGACCUAAGGUGUGUCUUCAUUUGCAGUGUUUAGAAUAGUUGUUGGAAUUGUAUUACUAAAAUGGUAUAAGAGUGUAGAGCAGUCAUUCCCAACCACGGUGCAAAAAAGGUUAUACCCAGAGAUAUUCGGGCGCUAUGAAAUGAGGUGCCCUGCUUAGCAGCAGCCAAUAUAUAGAGGGAAGUCACUCCCAAUGUAAACACAACAAAAAGAAAAAGGGAGGCUGUGCUCCAGGAGGAAAGAACAAUUAAUUACACUAAGUGUGUCAAAUUUAAAACAAUUUAUUAAAAACAAUAUCCUGUGCAAUAAUUAUUAUACCACAUGAGUUCAUGUAAUUCUAAAAGGGAAUAACUUACUCAAUGUAUUGAAUCAGGACAAAAUAGCGUAAUGCAAUGCAAGGGAUCCACACCAAAUGGUGCCCGUAAAUGAAAUAAAAGUCCUGUAUAGGUCCGAUUUAGAGAGUCUUUUGCGAAGUUAUAGAGUCCAAUGUUUUCCGUACACCGCUAGAGGAUUAUAGAGCGUGUCCCAUAUAUAGGUGAGUACCUCAUGCAAUACGGUGAUUAGGUGGUGCCUCUCUGUGACUCCUCUGUAUGACUGGUAUAUGGUGAGGGCUGGUUCGGAUCCAAAUAGAAAUUGUCCUGUUCCGAUAGAUAACAACUGACGCGUUUCGCUGCAUAAGGCUUGCAGCUUUUUCAAAGGUAUGGUGUAUUGUCUGGGUUUGGGGUUUAUAUACCCUAGACAAAAUGGUGGCUUAAUUAGCACCUGGAUGCACAGUUCCUAUUAAUCAAAUAUAUAGCACUUUAAAACAAUUAGAACAUAUAUAGGAGACAGACCUAUCCCCACAAAGGGACCAUAAGUAACAACAAACUUUUAUUUCAAGGCACACCAACAGUCCUGGUUUUAGUGAUAUCCAGGCUUCAGCACAGGUGACAUAAUUAGUAGCUCAGUUAUUUUGAUUUAACCAUCUGGGCUGCAGCCUGGAUAUUAGUAAAACCUGCACUGUUGGUGUGCCUUGAGGACCGUGGUUGGGAAUGCCUGGUGUAGAGUAUAUGAGCAGUGACCAAGGGGCACUGAUGAAGCCUAAACUCCCCUCCUGACAGACUUGUUCCUCCUGAUGUCCUCACCACCAGCAAUAUCCUGCGAUAUACAAAAAGGAUAUAAGGUGCUAGAAUAACGUGAGGUCAUAAUUGAUCCAUGUGAUGUCAUGGGUUUGUUUUCUAAAAAUUUAAAAUCUAACAAACACAAAUUGUUCUUCGGUCAAUGGCGCCACCAUCAGGGCACCACAAGUGUGAGAAAUAUACAGUCCCUGUGUGUGUAUAUUUGUGUGUCUAUACUCUUAUGAUCAAAAUGGAUGACGCUGUUUAGAUUUAUCAUUUUAAAUCUUUGUGCUUGAUAUGUACUGAUAUUGUCAUAAAUGCUACAUUGUGAUA